AUGGAUAUCAAACCGACCACUCAACUCAAUGCUAAACUAUUUGAUUUUAUUGGUCCUGACCUUCAAUCACUUUCGGAAGCUCAAGGUGCAGCAGCAGCGGUAUUUCGACUUAUUGAAGAGAGCAAUGAUGCAAGUAUCAAUGAAACAGAUGUAUGGAAACAGGAUACAGAAGCAAAUUAUGAUAUCAAUGGUGACAUUGAAUUUCAAAAUGUCAACUUUAUGUACCCAUCUCGAAAAGAUGUACCAGUUCUACGCAAUCUCUCUCUGAUUGCUCGUGCUGGUCAAACAACUGCUCUUGUAGGCUCAAAUGGCUGUGGCAAAAGUACAUGUAUAUCACUAUUUCUUCGUUACUAUGAACCUUCAUCGGGACAAAUAACUAUCAAUGAUAGGCCAAUAACAGAUUACAAUGUCAAACAACUUCGACAACAGAUUGGAGUUGUUAGUCAAGAACCCACUCUGUUUGCCAUGAGUAUUUAUGAAAAUAUUCGUUUUGGUAAAGUAAAUGCAACACGAGCAGAAAUUGAACAAGCAGCACGAGAAGCAAAUGCACAUCAUUUCAUCAUGCAAUUACCAAAUAAAUAUGAAACACUUGUUGGUGAACAUGGUGUACAAUUGAGUGGUGGUGAAAAACAACGUAUUGCAUUAGCACGUGCUCUUGUCAAACAGCCUACCUUCCUCUUACUAGAUGAAACAACAAGUGCACUCGAUAAUGUUAAUGAAAAAAUUGUUCAAGAAGCGAUUGAUCGAGCAUGCAGAGGUCGUACAACUAUUGUUAUUGCUCAUCGUUUAACUACGAUUCGAAAUUCUCAUCAAAUAUAUGUAUUAGAUAAUGGAGGUGUGAUUGAGCAAGGUACACAUGAAACAUUGAUGGUAAAAGAAGGAGGCAAAUAUCAAGCAAUGGUCAAACGUCAACAAAUGACAAGAAUCUAUGAUGAUACAGAUGAUAUAAUGAGCAUACAAAAAGCAGAAGAAGAGGAGGAAAAAUCGAUAGGCAUGCUAAUAUUUUAA
This is a messenger RNA of Rotaria sp. Silwood2, 1008 nucleotides long. The record is from the annotation of a GenBank genome assembly. NCBI's taxonomy places the organism in Eukaryota, Metazoa, Rotifera, Eurotatoria, Philodinida, Philodinidae.